ACACUUGUGUUUGUGUAUAAACAGUCAGUAUUUCUAUAGAUUUAUACAAUUGUUCGUCAAAUUAGAAAUGCGCUUCAGUGAAUGCUUUUAAAAAGUUCAUUUAGUUUUUCAGUUCAAAUCGCAAGCCGGUAAAGCUUUUCUAUUUAAAAAGUUCUGCCGCGAAAGCUUAACCUGAACACAAUAUACUUCGAAUUUUCUGGAUACAUUAGAGUCGACUUAUUUACUUCUUAUCCAAAAUGACGAGUACAGAAAAUUUUGAAGAUCCUCACAAAGAAAUUUUCACCAAAAUAAAUAAUAAUAAGCCAGACGAACUAAAAGCGCUAUUGGCUGCUAGCAAAAUUAAAAUAGAUUUUAUUGAUGAAAAUGGUAUGAGUCCAUUGCAACAUGCUUGUUACAAGGGGAAUAAAGAAAUAGUGCAAAUGCUUUUAGACCAUGGUGCUGAUCCAAACAAAUGUGAACAUGAUAAUGGUUACACAGCCUUGCAUUUUGCUGCUUUAAGUGGUAAUGCAGAUUUGUGCUACCUUUUGAUGUCAUAUGGUGCAAAGAUUCAUGCUGUUAAUAGCGUUGGUCGAACUGCUGCACAAAUGGCUGCUUUUGUUGGAAACCACAAUUGUGUAGCCACUAUUAAUAAUUUUAUACCAAAAGCAGAUAUAGACUACUAUAUUAAACCUCAAGGAUUGCAGACAGAACCAAUGUUGUAUCCACAUUUAUCAAAUUCAUUUCAUUCCUUCAUUAUGCAAGUCAAUAUUCAUCCAGUUAGAGUGAUAAUGAAUUUGCAAAAGUUCCCUGGGCUUAUGGAAAAGUUACCAAUGGUUCAAAAAGUUCUCGAAGCAAUGAGGCAAAGAGAAAUGACAAGAGGAGCAGAAACCAAUGAAGUUAUGGCAUUUAAAUAUCAUUAUUUAAGCUGCAUAGUUGCAGAAGUAAUUAAAUGUCAAAAACAACAUAACGCUAUGAAAGCUAAUAAAAGUGAGAAAGCUAAUGAAAAUAAAGAUCAAAAUAAAAAUGAAGAUAAGAGUGAUGAGAAAAAGUCUGAUAUUAUGGAGCUGUUGAUAAAGAAGUUCCUCAAGACCAAGAGUGAUGGUACUCCUGAAUUUCAAGAGUUAUUCUUAAGAGAAACUGUAAGAGAAUUCAAUUUCAGAGACAGUACUAUUUUCCGUCAAAUGGUUGCAACAUUAACCAGUUCAGACCCUCCCAGUGGCAUAUCAGUAAUUGCUGCUGCAAUCAAUGGACAAAGAGCUUUCAGUGAUAAUUCGCAAAUUUGUGAUACUUGUGGAGAAGAGAAAGCCCCGAAAAAGUGCAGUAAAUGCAAGAUGGUUCAAUAUUGUGACAGAGAAUGUCAAAGAUUACAUUGGUUUAUGCACAAAAAAACCUGCAAUCGAUCAACUCAAUCCAGUGCAAAGGUACCUGAUCCAAAUAAUGAUGAAAUCAGUAAUGCUAUUGCUUCGAAACUUAAAAAUUUGGCGGUCAACUAAAUUACAUUUAUAUGUAUUUUUGUGUAUAGCUAUUGUGUUUCACACAAAUUUUAUGUAUAUCCACAUUAUACAUAAUAUACUUAUGUGUAACGUACACUGACAUUUUAUUUGUAAAAAAGAACUUCAGUUUCAUUUGUAACAAUUGGUGCUGUUGCUUGAAAAAUAUUUCCUAAACUAUUUGAUUUGACUUAUUUCAUGGACCACUCAAAGAAGAAUAAUAUAUAAAGAUGUAUUGAUUUUGUUAACAAAUUAAAUGUAUU
This is a messenger RNA of Phymastichus coffea, 1732 nucleotides long. Its product is annotated as ankyrin repeat and MYND domain-containing protein 2. The record is from RefSeq and is a predicted model, not a curated record. Gene Ontology annotation, molecular function: protein binding. Lineage: Eukaryota; Metazoa; Arthropoda; Insecta; Hymenoptera; Eulophidae. The transcript is spliced from 3 exons. Bases 237 to 1472 code for a protein of 411 amino acids.